Molecule: messenger RNA, 1353 nt
Organism: Zonotrichia albicollis (white-throated sparrow)
Lineage: Eukaryota; Metazoa; Chordata; Aves; Passeriformes; Passerellidae
Source: RefSeq, a predicted model, not a curated record
GGUCUCUCCAAGUCCCUUGGUCUCAUUGAGGGCUAUGGUGGCCGUGGCAAGGGUGGCCUCCCAGCCACCCUCUCCCCCGAGGAGGAGGAGAAAGCCAAGGGACCCCAUGAGAAGUACGGCUACAACUCCUACCUCAGUGAGAAGAUCUCCCUGGACCGUUCCAUCCCGGAUUAUCGCCCCACCAAGUGCAAAGAGCUGAAAUAUGGGAAGGACCUGCCCCAGAUCUCCAUCAUCUUCAUCUUUGUGAACGAGGCGCUGUCGGUGAUCCUGCGCUCGGUGCACAGCGCCGUCAACCACACACCCGCACACCUGCUCAAGGAGAUCAUCCUGGUGGACGACAACAGCGACGAGGAGGAGCUGAAGGCGCCGCUGGAGGAGUAUGUGAACAAACGCUACCCCGGGCUGGUGAAGGUGGUGAGGAACCAGAAGAGGGAAGGGCUGAUCCGGGCCCGCAUCGAGGGCUGGAAGGCUGCCACGGGCCAGGUCACCGGCUUCUUUGAUGCCCACGUGGAGUUCACUGCUGGCUGGGCGGAGCCAGUGCUGUCCCGGAUCCAGGAGAACAGGAAGAGGGUGAUCCUGCCCUCCAUUGACAACAUCAAGCAGGACAACUUCGAGGUGCAGCGCUACGAGAACUCAGCCCACGGCUACAGCUGGGAGCUGUGGUGCAUGUACAUCAGCCCCCCCAAGGACUGGUGGGACGCCGGGGACCCCUCCCUGCCCAUCAGGACCCCGGCCAUGAUCGGCUGCUCCUUCGUGGUGAACAGGAAAUUCUUUGGCGAGAUUGGGCUGCUGGACCCCGGCAUGGACGUGUACGGAGGGGAGAACAUCGAGCUGGGCAUCAAGGUGUGGCUGUGCGGGGGCAGCAUGGAGGUGCUGCCCUGCUCCAGGGUGGCGCACAUCGAGCGCAAGAAGAAGCCCUACAACAACAACAUCGGCUUCUACACCAAGCGCAACGCGCUGCGCGUGGCUGAGGUCUGGAUGGACGACUACAAGUGGCACGUCUACAUCGCCUGGAACCUGCCCCUGGAGAAUCCAGGGAUUGACAUUGGGGAUGUUUCUGAGAGGAAAGCCUUGAGGAAGAGCCUGAAGUGUAAAAAUUUCCAGUGGUACCUGGACCAUGUUUAUCCAGAAAUGAGGAGAUACAACAACACCAUUGCUUAUGGAGAGCUGCGGAACAACAAGGCCAAGGACGUGUGCCUGGACCAGGGCCCUCAGGAGAACCACACAGCGAUCCUGUACCCAUGCCAUGGCUGGGGCCCCCAGGUGAGGCUGUGUCCUGGUUUGGGAAGACAGGAGUCUGCUAAGGAAGGCAGGAGCCUCCCCUGAAAUGGAGAAUGUAAACCCUCCCCACCC